Molecule: messenger RNA, 1270 nt
Organism: Apus apus (common swift)
Lineage: Eukaryota; Metazoa; Chordata; Aves; Apodiformes; Apodidae
Gene: HAUS2
Product: HAUS augmin like complex subunit 2
Exons: 6
Coding region: 68-820 (250 amino acids)
Biological process (GO): centrosome cycle; spindle assembly; microtubule nucleation
Cellular component (GO): HAUS complex; mitotic spindle microtubule; centrosome
Source: RefSeq, a predicted model, not a curated record
GCCCAGCAUGGCGGCCGCCGGCGGGUGAUGGACGCCGCGGUCCUCUCGGGCUCCCGGGCCGCCCAGCAUGGCGGAGCGCGGCGGGCCCGCCCCGGCGGCGAAGGCGGCCGCCAGACCCAAGAGCCGCAGGGCGGUCGGGCCGCCGUGUAGGACGUCGCAGCUGAAGCAGCGGCCAGGCGGGAAGGGCGGCGAGGAGCGGAGCGGCGCCAAGGCCUCCCGCCGCCCCUGGCAGGCGGGGCAGCCCACGGCGGCGGCCGCGCUGCUGGCCCGGUGCCUGGCGGCGGGCGUCGUGAGCCAGGAGACGUUGGAUUUAACCUGUAGAAAAGCCCCGUGCUUUGUGAAGUUCUCAGAGAUGGAAAAAAUGGCAAACAUUCAAGCUGAAAUCAGUGAGUUGAAACUGAAAACUGAAAUUCUGCAGCUGGAGAAGGAGACAGCAGACAUCGCUCACCCUUUUUACUUAGGCAAAAAAUGCGAGAUUUUGCAAGAUAUGAACAGACACUUGGAAGCCGUACUGAAAGAGAAGAGAGCUCUUAGGAAGAGGUUAAUAAAGCCCAGAUGUCAAGAGAGCCUGCCUAUUGAGGUUACUUUCCACAAGUAUGUAGUAGAGUUGUUGACUGAGGCUGUGACUUUCAUUGAGAAGCUUGAAAGUCAUUUGCAGACCUUAAGAAGCAUCCCUCAGAUACCGAACAUCAUAAAGAACAUGCUCUUUUCUGCUUCAGGACACUGCUUUGACAAAAACAGAGGUACUUGUGAUGGAGUUGGAAGACCUGGCAGAGCAAAUAUUGACAUGGAGGCAAGUGCAAAAAGAAGUGUAUUCUGACAGCAUCUGCAAUACUGCUGAAUUGGACUUUGACUUACCUUUAACUUGACUUAUUUUAACCUAAUUUUCUCAAAUAGGAUGUCUGUUCAAAGAACUACUACCUUUUUUACAGUCUCAGGUGAAAUCUACAACAUAGUUGUGCCUUAAGCCAAUAGGGACUUUGUAGGUAGUUAUAUUUCUGUUCUUAUGUAACAGUUCUAUGAAAAAGCCCAAGGGAACAAGGGCAAUGAGCAGUAGCUCAUAGGAAAACAACCUACUGAGAAGACUGCUAAGGAGUUCCUUUUUGAAACAGUUGGACAGGAUUCCCUUGGAGUCUGUGUCAUCAAUUCAAAUCUGUUUUGAUAUUUCUUAUGCACUUGUUACAGUGCCUCUAUUCAUUUUUAUAAGUGUCAUGAUAAUACAUUGUAUUUUAUGUCACUAUAAAACUUCAAUAAAAACAUUAGAUUUCAA